This is a messenger RNA of Colletotrichum truncatum, 1611 nucleotides long. RefSeq lists its product as uncharacterized. Gene Ontology annotation, molecular function: transmembrane transporter activity. NCBI's taxonomy places the organism in Eukaryota, Fungi, Ascomycota, Sordariomycetes, Glomerellales, Glomerellaceae. Gene Ontology annotation, biological process: transmembrane transport. Gene Ontology annotation, cellular component: plasma membrane. The record is from RefSeq and is a predicted model, not a curated record.
AUGGCAAACACCCAAGACAAGGAGGAAGCCAUGCAGCACCACGUUAUGAACAAUGCCGAAAAGGCCACUACAGAAGCAACCACGGAUGACAAGGACGAUACGCAGUAUCCACAUGGCUUGAAACUCGCUGUCAUUAUAUUUUCCAACAUGAUUGCCAUGUUUCUUGUCGCUUUGGAUCGUACAAUCAUCACCACCGCCAUUCCUCGCAUUACUGACGAUUUCCGUUCGCUUAACGACGUCAGUUGGUAUGCGAGUGCUUAUCUCAUCACAAGCUGUGCCACUCAACUCAUCUGGGGACGAAUCUUUACAUUUUAUUCGACAAAGACAGUCUAUCUCUCUGCGAUAAUCCUUUUCGAAGUGGGCUCCCUCCUCUGUGGCGUAGCUCCAAACUCAAUCGCGUUUAUCAUUGGCCGUGCCAUUGCAGGCAUGGGCUCAGCCGGCAUCUACUCGGGCUCAACGAUCCUCAUUACUAAUGUCACACCUUUGUCGAAACGAGCGGGUUAUGUUGGAGCAAUGGGGGCUGUAUUCGGAAUUGCGUCUGUCAUAGCACCCCUGAUCGGUGGAGCUUUCACGGACCGUGUCACCUGGAGAUGGUGCUUUUACAUCAAUCUUCCUGUCGGCGGUGCUGCUGUGGUGGCUCUCAUUGCCCUAUUCCCUGAGUUUCCUCCCAAAAAGUCCACCCCAAUCAAGCAGCAGAUCAGACAACUGGAUCCCCUCGGCAAUACGGUCUUCUUGCCCGGUAUUAUCUGCUUAAUACUGGCGCUGCAGUGGGGUGGAGAGAAUUACCCCUGGAACAGUGGCCGAAUCAUCGCCCUUCUUGUCCUUGCCGCCGUCCUCCUCGUCGCUUUCGUCGCUAUCCAGGUGUGGCAGCAGGGAAACGCUACUGUUCCGCCGCGUCUCUUCAAAGUCCGCAACGUAUGGUUGGGCUCCAUCUUUGCCUUUUGCCUCGGAUCAGUGCUCAUUGUCUUUUUGGUUGCCUUGCCAAUCUGGUUCCAAGGCAUUCGUGGUACUGAUGCCAUCACGUCGGGCAUUGACACGCUUCCUCUUGUUCUUUCUCUUGUGUUCGGGGCUAUCGUCUCAGGGGCCAUGAUCAACGGUGUUGGCUGGUUCAACCCUGUUUUCUUCGCCUCGGUCGUAUUCAUGUCCAUCGGCGGGGGGCUGAUAUCAACAUUCGAUGUCAACACACCUACACAUGCCUGGGUGGGUUACCAGAUUGUUCUUGGUCUCGGCAUCGGCCAAGGGAUGCAACUAGCAAGUCUGGCAGCACAAGUAUCUUUGGAGAAAGAUGAUGUUCCUACUGGUGUCUCGCUCAUGUUCUUCGCCCAGUCACUUGGAGGAGCAGUGCUCGUGUGCAUAGGCCAGGCGGUCUUUAACGAUUCGCUGCGCUCUCGCCUCAGCAACUUCGAGGGGAUCGAUGUCGAAGCAAUCGUAGGACAUGGUAUCACGCAAUUGCGCAACGCCAUUCCUAGUGACAUGGUCGAGUCCGUCCUUACACAGUACAACGCGGCGCUGCGAUGCUAUUUCUAUGUUGGACUUGCUGCGGCUUGCUUUGCCAUUGUACCAUCAUUGGGUAUUGAGUGGAAGACCGUUAAGGGCAAGACUUCUCACUAG